GCUUCCGUUUUCCUGUGUUUCAGUGGUAAAGCAAAAUGGCGGCGUUUGGACGGCUCUCUCGGACUCUGCUGCGCUCCGUUUCUGCGGCUCAGACACGGCAGCUUUCAGCCGCAGCGGCCCACGGGGAGCAAGGAGUGAAGACUUGGAAGCUGCUGACCUUCUUGGUGGCUCUGCCGGGAGUUGGAGUAUGCAUGCUGAAUGCCUUCCUGAAGGCUCAGAACCACAGCCACGAUCAGCCAGAGUUCAUCCCCUACACACACCUCCGCAUCCGCAGCAAGCGUUUUCCAUGGGGUGAUGGGAACAAGUCCCUCUUCCACAACUCCCAUGUCAACCCUCUUCCUGAUGGAUACGAGGGCCACGAAUAAAGGACGCAGGGCUUCCCCAUCAAUCGGGACCAGAGGGCUUCCUCAUCCCCCCUUCUCUUAACUCCUGGACCAUGCUCCAUUAUUUCAGUUUACGUCCCAACAUGUUUAAAUUGUGUGUGUGACUUCUUGCUCAUGGGUGCAGUGACUCACCCUAGACCACUGUGUGAGCCUGAAUAAAAUAUACAAUCCUUAAAUUAUAAA
This is a messenger RNA of Neoarius graeffei (lesser salmon catfish), 566 nucleotides long. RefSeq names its product cytochrome c oxidase subunit 6A, mitochondrial. The transcript is spliced from 3 exons. The coding region runs from base 36 to 365 and encodes 109 amino acids. Gene Ontology annotation, biological process: mitochondrial electron transport, cytochrome c to oxygen. Gene Ontology annotation, cellular component: mitochondrial inner membrane. The record is from RefSeq and is a predicted model, not a curated record. Gene Ontology annotation, molecular function: enzyme regulator activity. NCBI's taxonomy places the organism in Eukaryota, Metazoa, Chordata, Actinopteri, Siluriformes, Ariidae.